AUGGGAUCCGCAUCCUCCGCCCCUCUUGCCACCGUGCCCUCUACCAUGAACGAGAAAUCCUCCUCCGGUGCCGAAUCGUCGCGUCGCCGAACGACCACGACGGACGCUCAACAGUUGCUCGCCCAACUGUCCCUUGGUGGUAGCUCCAAAUCCAAGCCGGCGACAGCGAUGAUGUCCAUCGAUAGUUUGAGGUCGUGGGAGAAGGCGUUCGAGUCCAACCCCAAGCAUGUACGUCUCCCAUCCCCACCGCACGUGACUCGAUGGAGACCGGUGUCGGCCCGGGCGGACGGUCGGGCGCUCGGUUCGGCUACCCGCGUGGUGCGGUCGAGCUGCCACUGACGCUUGAAAGGCUUGCUUGCCUCGAUGCAUCGGUAGAAACUGGCUGCGACGUUCAUGCACAAGAAUGACUUCCAAACGGCUAUGGUCCAGCGCAAGGCCGUCGUCAGCGAUCAACAAGGUACGUCUCACCUCCACAGGCUCUCCUGUGUUUGAGCGACCUCUCGGGGUUUGGACCGGCCCGGGCGGCUCCUCGUCGGGACGCGUGACCUGGACGGGUGAGAGCUCUGCAGGUGCUGACUAUCGCAUUUGUCGUCCAUCGCGGCUCGCUCCUUCAACACAGUCUUCAAUGUGACGCUUUCUUCCGAGAACUCGACUGUGUAAGCUAAGCAAUAAUGAUCCUGGAUCAUGCGAUUGGCCUCAACUGACUCCCCUUGCCAUCGAUCUAAACUAAAACUCAGCGCGAACCAAAAAUCCAGCGGCAGGUGCUGGUGCUUCGCACUCUGCAACGUCAUCCGUCUCGCGAUGCAGCGCAAGUACAACCUCGAGGAGUUUGAACUCUCCCAAUCGUACCUCUUCUUCUACGAUUCGCUCGCCAAGGCCAACUGGUUCCUCGAGCAAAUGCUCGACCUGGCCGAGGAGGACCUCGAUGACCGCACCGUCCAAUACCUGAUGCAGGCACCCGAGAACGACGGUGGACAGUGGGACAUGGCUGUCAAUUUGGUGGAACAUUUCGGUCUCGUGCCUCAAACCGUGUACCCUGAAUCCUUCAACUCUUCCUCGACGGGCAAACUCGAUGAUCUCUUGACUUCCAAGCUGCGCGAAUACGCUCUCGAGCUGCGUGAGCUCCACGCCAACGCGAUGGACUGCCUCGGCGACAUAACCACCAAGUCUCAUGGUGAGAAGAAGGCCUUGGCCGCGCAGUCCUCGCGCAAGCGCAAGGAGGAACAGAUGGAGGAGAUCUAUCGUAUCCUCGCCAUCACGCUCGGUACACCACCCAAGCCGGAUGAAGAGUUCACGUGGGAGUACUAUGAUACCAAGAAGAAGUACCACAGCGUCACAAGCACGCCCAAGAGUUUCGCCAAAGACUACGCGCUCGUCGAUGUGUCCAAGGCGAUCUCGCUCAUCCAUGAUCCUCGCAACGCGCCCGGGCUGUACACCGUCGAUAGGCUGGGUAAUGUCGUGGGAGGUCGACCAGUCGUGAGUCUGACUCAAUCAUGCCCUCUUUUCCCGUGCGAACUGUUAAACGAGAACGUUGCCUUUCGCAGCUCUACGUCAACACGGAGAUAGAGGACCUCAAGAACGUCGCGAUCAAGCUGCUCAAGAACGACACCCCGGUCUGGUUCGGUUGCGACGUCGGCAAGUCGUCCAACACGCCCCUUGGCCUCAUGGACACGAAACUGUUCGACCUUGAAGAGGCCUUCUCGACUUCGUUGGGCAUGACCAAGGCCCAACGUUUGAGCACCGGUGACUCGGCCAUGACCCAUGCCAUGGUCUUGACCGCCGUUCAUCUCGAUGCCAACGGCAAGCCCGUCCGUUGGUCAGUGGUGAUCGAGAUAGACUUGUAUCCUUGUCGGGAAGAUCGAUGUAUUGAACACCGAGGGAAUGUUUUUUCGACCAUUCACAGGAGGGUCGAGAACAGUUGGUCAAAGGAAGCUUGCACGAAGGGCUAUAUGCUCAUGACCGAUGAAUGGUAAGCUGCAUUCCCAUCUCGCCUCAUCCGUCGACUUCACCGCUAAUCCCGAGAGCCAUACGUUCACGUCAUAGGUUCACCGAGCACGUCUUCCAGGUCGUUGCCGAUCGAUCAAUGGUGCCCAAGGAACUCGUCAAGGUCUUUGAAGACGACAACCGCACCGUCCUUCCUCCCUGGGACCCGAUGGGAGCUUUGGCAUAA
Microbotryum saponariae is the source of this 2170-nucleotide messenger RNA. Lineage: Eukaryota; Fungi; Basidiomycota; Microbotryomycetes; Microbotryales; Microbotryaceae. The record is from the annotation of a GenBank genome assembly.